CGUUAAAAUGAUCGAGCUGUUGUCACCUCACACUUUUAGCAGUGGGUUGACAAUCAUGUGGCUUGUCCUUGUGCCUGCCACACUCUUGUCUGGACUCAUUAUUAGCGUUACCUUCUUGCGUUAUUUACCUUUUGGUUGCUUUCUGCUUCAUAUUCACUCUUCUUGUGCUCCUGAUCUUGUCAGUCAUGCCCUCCUGUGUCACUUUCAGGAGGCCUUACCGUUGUGUUCUACCUGCUGUGUCUCAUCAGUCACAAGCCUGAGUAUAUUUAGUUCCCUUCUCGCUAUGCAGGCGUCCUCAGAUCCUUGCAAUUGCCACGGUGCCACCAGAAUUCAUUAUUAUGCUGGAUUUUGCGCUUGUUCCUGACACUUGCUGCCAAUGAAAGUGAAACUAUUGAGUUCCAUGUGCCCUCAAGGCUGCUUAAUGUCUCCACCACUGACAGCACUAAGCGUGACAGUGUUUCCUGCAGAAUGCCAAAAACUGAGGCCAAAACCGUCUUAAAUUGACAGAUUGCUAUGGUAUUUUUACUUCAGAUAUACAGUAUAUGCUUUAGUGAUAUAAAGCUUAAAUCAUCUGUACUUAUAUUUAUAUUACCACGGGAUCUAGUUUAUAUUUAUUCAAAACAUUAUUGGGCACACGUCAUGUACAGGUUCAUCUCGAUAAAUAAAUGUAAUAAAUUGGAAUAACGUGCAAAAGUAUAUUCAUAUCAGUUCAGAAGAAGAGACCUUUUACGGCAGGGGUGUCCAAUGUGCGGCCAAAGGGCCAUAUCUGGCUGUAGCAUACAAUAAAACUUAAAUUACACACGGCCCACAUUAGAACAUUAUUAUUUGGGCCUCAUAAAAAAACACACAAAAUAUAUAUAAAUUGCCCAAAAUUUUGGCCCAAGCUUGAUUGUUUUUUUGGCCCUCAGGCAUAUUUUAAAAAUAAAGUAAAUUAAUUAUUAAUUAUACUAUUAGCUCUUACAGUGGAACCUCAGUUAGCGUCUGCACUUGUUAGUAUGUUUGUCAGUUAACGUUGAAAAUGUAUACAAAGAUCUUGCCUUGGUUUGCGUACAUUUUCCGGUUAGCAUACAAUGCGGCGCGUCCUGUCAUGUUAUUAAUACACGGCGUGAGUCCAACUGUGGUCUUAAUGUGUUUUUAUCACAAAACAUCCUUUUAGCAUCCUUAGCAUGCUAACAAAAUGACAACCGGAACUGGAAGUCAGCUAUAAUCUUGACUCUCAAAAAUCUUAACACAAAACAUGAUUUUGUAGUUUUACAAUUAUAGUUACAUUAUAGUAUACAUGCAUAACAAUUCUACCUGCAUAUAAAUGAUGAAUAAAGGGGAUAAUGAACAUUUAAGGUUACUUUUAUCUUCAUUGAUGAUGUGACUGUUCCCAAAGACACGUUGUGGCAGCAAGAUCAACAUAUUUCUUCUUCAACACCACCUUCCUGUUUUGUCACGAGUUAUUUCUUGAAUUUAAUAGCGUUUCUCACUUUCUUGAUCAAAAUGCUAGCACUUGGAAAUUUCUUUGUCUCCAUUUUGGGUUAGUGCGGCGGGAAACACUCUUGAAUACCAGAAAUAACUCAUGGUAAAAAAGGAAGGUGCUGAUCUUGCUGCCACAUUGUGUCUUUGGGAACAGUCACAUCAAAAAUCACGUCUUCAAUGAAGGUAAAAGUAACCUUAAAUGUUCAUUUAUCCUUAUCGUGUAUGUAUUUAUAUGCAUUUUCAAUUGUUUUCUGCAUGUCAAACUAUAACUGUAAAAUUAUAAAAACGUGUUUUGUGUUAGCAUUUUUGGAUUUCUGGAACGGAUUCAUUGGAUUUACAUUAUUUCUUAUGGGAAAAAUUGCUUCAGUUAGAGCCGAACCUUCUGGAACAAAUUGAUGACUCUAACCAAGGUUCCUCUGUAUGAGAAAGUUUGUGCCUGUGCUGACUGUUCACAUUUUCUCAUGAUCAUUAAGUAAGGAUACUUGUAAUAUACAUUUAUAUUGGUUUAUAUUGUAGUUGAUAAAUAUACUAAUGAAUAGCUUGUUCUUGAUUAUUUUGUAGGUUUAAUAAGGGGAGAGAAGCAAUCUACUAUACAUGUUGGCAACGGACACGUCACCUUUACAGGCAUCCAAAAAAAGACGUCGCUCCUCAUGUUCAGGAUUUUACAGUCUGUUCUUCAUUACCAACCGUUAGCCUGCCGUGCGGGUUGGCAUUGUGUUCAGUAAAGGACAUUUUAUUCAUAAUGGUCUUGGUGAGGCUAUUAGUGCUGUCUCUUCUCCACGCAUAUGUGGUUGGACUGCAGCCCACCGAAAUUUCACAGCAGGCGUCAAGCCCUCUUCAUUCUCCUGGAGAACAAUCUCCUUUAGGGACAGACAAUCUGUCCUUCCCAUGGAGCCGCCUUCGCCUGCCAAGAUACAUAAUUCCACUUCACUACCAUAUCUUGGUGCACCCCAACCUCACUAGCUUCCAUUUCACCGGCUCAGUCACCAUCCAAAUUGACGUCCAGAACAACACAAAUUGGGUUGUGUUACACAGCAAGGAUCUGCAGAUCUCUAAGGCAACCAUACUGGAUCAGAACCUUGCUCAUCUGUCUGAGCAGGUUCUACCAUGUCUUCACAACCCUGCCCAUGAGCAGAUAGGUAUUUUUUCUCCCAGGGUGCUCAGCAGCGGGCAGAAAUACUUCCUGUAUAUUGAGUUUGGGGCUGAGUUGGUAGAAGGCUUCCAUGGUUUCUAUAAAAGCAUCUAUAGAACCAGUUCAGGAGAGAUGAGAACCUUAGCUUCCACUCACUUUGAGCCUACGAGCGCCCGGACGGCGUUUCCUUGCUUUGACGAGCCGAACUUCAAAGCCAACUUCUCGGUGCGGAUCAGGAGGACAUCUGAGUACAUUUCUUUGUCCAACAUGCCAAUCGUCAAGACAGUUCAAGUUGAUGAUGGCCUGCUGGAGGACCAGUAUGCUGCGAGUGUAAAGAUGAGCACAUACCUCGUAGCGUUUGUUGUCUGUGAUUUUAAAUCCGUUACUGCAACAACAUCUUCUGGGGUGCAGGUGUCCAUCUAUGCUGAUCCUGAGAAAUGGUCCCAGACACACUACGCCCUGGAAGUUGCUGUGAAAAUGCUUGACUUCUACGAGGAGUAUUUCAACAUAAAUUAUCCCCUACCCAAGCAUGAUCUGAUCGCCAUCCCAGACUUUCAGUCCGGUGCGAUGGAAAACUGGGGCUUGACCACGUACAGAGAGAUCAGCCUGCUCUUUGAUCCUCAUGUGUCAUCUGUUUCUGACAAACUGUGGGUUACCAUGGUGAUUGGGCAUGAGCUCGCCCAUCAGUGGUUUGGUAACUUGGUGACCAUGAAUUGGUGGAAUGAUAUCUGGCUGAAUGAAGGCUUUGCCAGAUACAUGGAGUACAUUGCAGUGGAGGCUACCUACCCUCAACUCCAAGUGGAGGAAUAUCUACUGCGCACAUGUUUUGCAGCCUUUAGUCAUGAUUCACUGAACUCUUCUCGACCCAUAUCCAGUCCAGCAGAAAGCCCUACUCACAUCAAUGAGAUGUUUGACACAGUCUCCUAUGACAAAGGAGCAUGCAUCCUGCACAUGCUGCGCCACUUUCUAUCAGAAGACGUGUUCCAAAGUGGGAUAGUGCGAUACCUCCGCAAAUACAGCUAUGGAAAUGCGCAAAACCAAGAUCUGUGGGACAGCCUGAUCAAUACAUGCUCAGAAGAGGAUUUUGUCUCAGGGCAGCAUUGUUAUAGCCGAGAGCAAGCCCAUAAAAACUCAUACCUAUUGGCAGGAGAACACCUAGACUUGACAGCCAUGAUGAACACUUGGACUCUUCAGAAAGGUGUUCCGCUGGUUAUUGUAAAAAGGGUAGGGACGCGUCUGUUGCUCAAACAGGUCCGGUUCCUUAGGACAGCCCUGCCUUCUGACCCUGACUGGUCCACAUUGCAACAAGGUUACUUGUGGCAUAUCCCUCUGACAUACAAGACUGACACAUCCAGCACCAUCCAUAAACACCUGAUGACAACACAUUCAGACAUUGUCUACGUAGGAGAGGAGGUCAGCUGGGUGAAGUUCAACGCGGACAUGACUGGCUAUUAUCUGGUUCAUUAUGAGGAUGGUGGAUGGGAGGCGAUAACAAAGCUGCUGAGGGAAAACCAUACCGCCCUGAGCUACAAAGACAGGACUCAUUUGAUACACAAUGCAUUUCAACUGGUCACGGCAGGUUACCUACCGCUCAAUAAGGCCUUAGAUUUAAUUGGUUAUCUACAAAUGGAGACGCAUACAGUACCUCUUCUGGAAGGACUAGGCUAUCUGGAAGUUUAUUACCGUAUGAGUGAGAAACGGAGUGAUGCGGAACUGGUGCGCAAGUUUAAGAUGCACAUUCUCCAGUUUUUCCGUGGUGUCAUUGACCAGCAGAUAUGGAGCGAUGAGGGCUCUAUGUCAACGCGGCGGUUGAGGUCAGAGGUGCUCUCCUUGGCGUGCCAUCUGGAUGACCCACCCUGUGUGGAAGGGGCACGCCGGCGUUUCAAGGACUGGCUUCAGUCCAACGGAUCUCUCAAACUUCCCACUGAUGUGGCAGACACAGUGUAUGUAAUUGGUGCCCAGGAUGAUUAUGGAUGGGCCUCACUCUUGCACCUGUACAACACCUCCUUCUCGGCAGCACAGAAAAACACGAUUAUGUUUGCUUUGACUUCCAGCCGAGACACAAACAAGUUACACAGACUGUUGGACUUGGGUCUGGAAGGUCAGGUGAUACGACUCCAGGACCUGUCCACACUCAUCUUGUUGGUGGCCAGAAACCCAAAGGGACACCACAUUGCAUGGAACUUUGUCAAAAAAAACUGGAGCAAACUGGUUGAAAAAUUGCAGUUGGGUUCAUCUUCUAUUAGACACAUCCUGAUCGGCACCACAGGCCAGUUUACAUACCCAGAGGAAUACACUGAGGUUAAGUUGUUCUUUGAGUCCAUCAAAGAACAGGCAUCACAACUGAGAGCUCCUCAAAUUGCACUGGACAACAUGAAGAAAAAUAUUCUCUGGAUGCAGAGGAACCUGGAGACGUUAAAAAACUGGCUUACUGAGAGAAGUGACAUGAGGACUGGUGGCGGCUGAUUUUUACAGUUCCUUAUUUGACAGUGUGCGUUGUGUGUAAAAAUCACUUUCUCAUAUGGAAAAAAAAGUAAUGUUAAUUUUACUGACUUAUUUGUGAUUGUGUGUGUGUAUGUCUGUGUUAGAGGAAGUGCGAUAAAUCUUACCACCAAUCUUGCCACAAUAAUGUCUUAGACAAUAAAAGGCUUCAUUGUUUUAUUGUUA
Messenger RNA from Dunckerocampus dactyliophorus (ringed pipefish), 5263 nucleotides. RefSeq names its product endoplasmic reticulum aminopeptidase 2 (gene erap2). The record is from RefSeq and is a predicted model, not a curated record. Gene Ontology annotation, molecular function: zinc ion binding; peptide binding; metalloaminopeptidase activity. The transcript is spliced from 21 exons. Gene Ontology annotation, biological process: proteolysis; peptide catabolic process. The coding region runs from base 2207 to 5062 and encodes 951 amino acids. Gene Ontology annotation, cellular component: cytoplasm. Lineage: Eukaryota; Metazoa; Chordata; Actinopteri; Syngnathiformes; Syngnathidae.